Messenger RNA from Ananas comosus (pineapple), 2592 nucleotides. Its product is annotated as glutamate--tRNA ligase, cytoplasmic-like. Gene Ontology annotation, biological process: glutamyl-tRNA aminoacylation; translation. Gene Ontology annotation, cellular component: cytoplasm; methionyl glutamyl tRNA synthetase complex; cytosol. The record is from RefSeq and is a predicted model, not a curated record. Bases 130 to 2325 code for a protein of 731 amino acids. Gene Ontology annotation, molecular function: glutamate-tRNA ligase activity; ATP binding. NCBI's taxonomy places the organism in Eukaryota, Viridiplantae, Streptophyta, Magnoliopsida, Poales, Bromeliaceae. The transcript is spliced from 6 exons.
UGAACCGAUCCCCGGUCGAGAGCCGGUCCCGUCGCACCCCUUCUACGUGGGGGAUCGAUUCCCCUCACUGUCCACUUCGUAAAACCCUAACCCUAAUCGGCACCGCGAAGAGCUCCCUCGGCGGCGGAAAUGGAGGCGACGUUGUCGUUCUCCCCCGAGAACCCCCCUCUCUCGGUCAUCGCCGCCGCGAGGAUCGGUGGUGCCGCCCUCUCCGCCGAUCCCGCCCUUCCUCCCGGCUCCGCCCCCGUGCUUCGCUUCGAUUCGGGAGAAGAGUUGCGUGGAUCCAACACGACACUUCGCUACUUUGGACGAUGUGCAGCGAUUCCUAACUUCUAUAAGCGGGAUGCCCGUGAAUCAGGGCAGAUUGAUGAAUGGCUUGAAUUUUCCCCUAUAUUUCUUACUGGCUCCGAAUUUGAGAGUGCCUGCGCCUACGUGGAUAGUUUCUUAGCUCUGCGGACCUUUUUGGUUGGUUAUAGUUUGUCAAUUGCCGACAUUGCAAUAUGGUCAGGUCUCGCAGGAACUGGGCAGAGAUGGGAAAGUUUGAGGAAAUCGAAGAAAUAUCGAAACCUCGUUCGUUGGUACAACUCUGUAGCAUCUGAAUAUGGGGAUAUUCUGAAUGAAGUUACGGCUGCAUAUGUUGGGAAAAGAGGGUUAGGAAAGUUACCUGCUGCUAAUCAUAGAGGUGCAGAUCAGGGUCCGUCUCAAGUUUCGAAAGAUACGGAGGUGAAUAAGGUGGUCAACUCGAAAGAGAGUGCUUCUUCUUUUGAAGUAGACCUUCCGGGUGCAAAAGUCGGAGAGGUUUGCCUCCGAUUCGCACCGGAGCCUAGUGGAUACUUGCACAUUGGCCAUUCAAAGGCCGCGCUUCUAAACCAAUACUUUGCUCAGAGGUAUCAAGGCCGUCUUAUCAUUCGAUUUGAUGAUACAAAUCCUUCGAAAGAAAGCAAUGAGUUUGUGGAGAAUCUCUUGAAAGAUAUUGAGACCUUGGGAAUCAAGUAUGAUGCCGUCACUUACACGUCAGAUUACUUCCCACAGUUGAUGGAAAUGGCUGAAAAUUUGAUUAGGAAAGGAAAAGCCUAUGUAGAUGAUACGCCUAGGGAGCAGAUGCAGAAGGAGAGGAUGGAUGGUAUUGAGUCGAAAUGUAGAAAUAAUACUGUCGAGGAGAAUUUAUCGUUGUGGAAAGAGAUGGUUGCAGGAUCUGAAAGAGGCAAGCAGUGCUGUUUGCGGGGUAAAUUAGACAUGCAAGAUCCUAACAAAUCACUAAGAGAUCCUGUUUAUUAUCGGUGCAAUCUUGAUCCUCAUCAUCGUAUUGGUUCGAAGUACAAGGUGUAUCCUACGUAUGACUUUGCUUGCCCCUUCGUUGAUGCCAUUGAGGGCGUGACUCAUGCCCUUCGCUCGAGCGAAUAUCAUGAUCGCAAUGCCCAAUACCAUAGGAUACUUGAAGAUAUGGGGUUGCGGAAGGUGCAAAUAUAUGAGUUCAGUAGAUUGAAUAUGGUUUACACCCUUUUGAGCAAGCGCAAGCUUCUUUGGUUUGUUCAGAACGGGAAAGUUGACGGAUGGGAUGAUCCUCGUUUUCCAACCGUACAAGGCAUUGUACGGAGAGGCUUGAAAAUUGAGGCGUUGAUUCAAUUCAUUCUUCAGCAGGGCGCUUCGAAAAAUCUGAAUCUCAUGGAGUGGGACAAGUUGUGGACAAUCAACAAGAAGAUAAUCGAUCCAAUAUGUCCGAGGCAUACCGCCGUGCUCGAAGAACAGCGUGUUAUUUUGAUCCUUACAAAUGGUCCUGAGAAACCAUUUGUCCGGAUCAUACCCAGGCAUAAAAAAUAUGAGGGUGCUGGAAAGAAGGCCACAACUUUUACAAAUAGAAUUUGGUUAGACUAUGGUGACGCUUCAUCUAUCUCAGAGGGUGAGGAAGUCACUUUGAUGGACUGGGGCAAUGCCAUCAUAAAAGAAAUCAAAAAGGAAAAUGGAAAAAUCAUUCAGCUAAUUGGCGAGUUAAAUCUUGAAGGCUCAGUCAAAACAACAAAGUUGAAGCUAACAUGGCUUCCAGAUUCGGAGGAGCUAGUCCGUCUUUCAUUGGUCGAAUUCGACUACUUAAUAAGGAAGAAAAAGCUUGAAGAAGGGGAGGACUUCCUCGACAACCUCAACCCGUGCACGCGGCGAGAGACUGCGGCCCUCGGAGAUUCCAACAUGCGGAAUCUGAAGCGCGGGGAGAUCGUGCAGCUCGAAAGGAAAGGCUAUUUCAGAUGCGACGUCCCGUUCCUCCGACCGUCGAAGCCGAUCGUUCUGUUCGCAAUCCCCGAUGGGAGGCAACAAGCAUCUCUCAAUUGAGGGCAGUUCUGUAAUGUUAUGAUCAUAUCAGGCAGUCUCCGGCAUCUGAUACUACUAAUCUGAUCUGCAGUAAAAUUUUGACAUAUCAUUUUUCUGGAAUUGGAUGUGUUUUUUUUUUUAAUAUAAAUUCUUAUUUUUCAGAUUUGAAAGUUAAUUGUUGAAUAGAGUACAGAGAAUUUGUCGUACAGUCGUCGUCUUUUUCGCUUUGCUGACGGUAAGGCAGUGUUUAAUGCAUACUUGUUAUGAUAUGUGAACACUCAACUGUUA